Messenger RNA from Habropoda laboriosa, 1227 nucleotides. RefSeq lists its product as uncharacterized. Lineage: Eukaryota; Metazoa; Arthropoda; Insecta; Hymenoptera; Apidae. The record is from RefSeq and is a predicted model, not a curated record. The transcript is spliced from 7 exons. Bases 318 to 833 code for a protein of 171 amino acids.
CAGUUACAUCUUGUUCAAAUCAUGUGUGGUACUAAAAACAGUGCCUAACGGCUAUUUGGCAACGAUUAAUCGAAAGGUGAAUUAAUAAAUUGAUUAAUAAAGAUUAAAAGGAAUAAAAGGUUCAGUGAGGUUGUACGGAAAGUAUAGAUAGCUAAUCUAACCUUAAUUACUGAUAAUAUCGCAGAAAUCGUACAGAAUGUAUCAAGACAUUCGAGCAGAUACAUGAAACGGUGUAAAAUUAAAGUUCAGAUCUGUUAAUAUGUAAAUCGUAGAAUGCUGAUGCGACGGCAGAAGGCGUAAGAAAGUAUAAAUCUUGUAUGAUGCAAGCUACCAUUAGAGAAUCAAUUCCCUUUGGAAUGAUAUGUGGAGCAAUAGCAUAUUCAAUGAUGCCUAAACACGUAAAGGGAACACCAAAGAGAGCAUUCUCGAGCAUUAUCGCUACCGCAGGGUUUAUAUCCUCAAGGGUUUCACAUAUUCCAAGAUGUUACGAACAUGCAUUUGGUACGAAACAACUAGAUGGAAGAAGUAGGGAUUUGCACAAUACCUCAGAUCGUGUACAUACUUCCAAGGAAGAAGACCAGGAGGACAAGUAUAUGAUGCAUCCUGAUAAGACGGAAGAGGAACCAGCUUGGAAUAGUUACGAUCCCCCAUUUGAAAGUAAUACAAACGAAUUUGACUAUACCAGUGAUAUGCAAGAUGUAUUACAAGAGGACGAGGCGGAUGAGCUAACAAAUAAACAAGAAAGAAAUGUAAAAAAGCGAGUAACAUACGAUGAUUUAUUUAAGGAGCAUAUGAGCGGAAACAAAGAUAUCCGGAGGAAUGUUUGGAGUUGAAAUAAACGGUUUACGAAGAUUUGUCGUCGAAACGAAAGUACGUGUUGUACGGAAAGGAGAGAUACGUGAAGGAAACAUCAUAGUGACAAAUAGGUGGUAAGGAAAUAUAGUAAAACUGUAAAGUGGAAAAUCGAAGAGGAAGUUACCAGUAUGAAAUGUUGUUAAGAGUUGCAAUGUAUGUAAAUCAUAGGGCGAUAUUACUUUCAAUAAAAGGAAAAAGUGGGUGUGCAGCAUAUAGUAUUACAUUUGCUAUAUAAGUAGAUGUAGAAUUUUUUAUCGAGGCAAAAUAUCGAUUACAGGUAAUAUCAGCUUAAAGAUUAACGUUGUCAAAACAUAAUUCGAAAUAAAUACAUACAUCAGACAUUCAGGCACUUGUAACCAGAAAUAAAAGAAU